Messenger RNA from Protopolystoma xenopodis, 594 nucleotides. NCBI's taxonomy places the organism in Eukaryota, Metazoa, Platyhelminthes, Monogenea, Polystomatidea, Polystomatidae. The record is from the annotation of a GenBank genome assembly.
AUGGUUAACAAAGGUCUUACUGUUAGGACAAGCACAUUGAAUGACGACGUGGAAAGGAUCUACGGAGUCGUUCCGCUGUCCGCCGACUAUCUCAGGCAUCAAAGGGAGCGCUGGUUGGCUGCAUCUGCGACCAGCUCGCUGGGCUCUCCUCUGACCUCGCGCUCCGGCCACUACCAGCGUUCGGGAUCCUCAGAUAUGGUUGCUGGCGUGCAGCCCCUACCGACUCGGCUAGCUGGGGUCCCGACAAGACGACACUUGGUCGAGGCCAGAGGUGAUGCCGUCAUGCUGUAUCCGACAGGCCGACCGACGAAUGACAAUUUGAUCAAAGUCACCGGCUCCUCCGAGACUGGCACCUCGCUCAUGUGGCCAGGCGGCGGCGAGCACGGACCGGUGGCAGGAGGUGGUAUCCCACUUAAACUUCCCUAUGCUGCACCCAUUCGUUUGGCUGGCAUUUGGCCGACAGGUCGGCUAAAAGAUGAUUUGCCUGAACUGCAGGAUGGUUCUACCGUUGGCGCAAGGGAGCCUGAAAUCGCACAUGUGGCUCGCAAAGCGGUUUGCGACUAUCAGCUGAAAGAUCAAAGUAUGUUUGGUUAA